AUGGACGACACCGAGCGACGAUCCGCCAAGCGGUCGCGAUUCGACCAAACCGAGCCCGAGCCUCGCAAGGCUUCGAGAUUCGACCGCCGCUCCAGAUCGCCGCCAGGAAGACGCUCGGAGUCGGCAAGAGAGCGUAGCCCUCUGCCCAAUGACCAGGCAACAGAACCGAAGAAGUCGCCAGUAGAUGCCGCUGCUGCGGCUGCUGCCGCGGCCGCGCGAAUCAACGCGCAACUCCAGGCGAAGAAGGGCAUUCAGCAUGUCGACGUUCCUCCGAUCAAGACCGCCACUUCUCCUACAGGUGGUGCCCAAUCGCCCGACCCGGCCAAUACGAUCAAUGGAGAGAUGUACAUCGCCGACGGUGACUUCAUCAAAGACAUUGAAGUCAACGACCUUCGUAACCGAUACCUCCUGACCAAGGGGUCGACUCAGAAGAUGGAACAAAGGUUGACUUUGCAAGAUGUUACUACCCGAGGAAACUACUAUCCCGACAAGAGCAUGGCGACUGCGGCGAAUCCGCCUUUGUACUUGCAUGUCACCAGUACAUCCAAGACUGGACUUGAGCAGGCCGUGACAAAGAUUGAGGAACUCAUGAAACAGGAACUUCCCGCGCUGGUAGAUGAGCGUCGUUUCCGUCGACGUGACCAGGAGCAGGUUGAGAGAGACGAAUAUGGCCGACGCAAAUGGCCCGAAGAGAAGAUCCCCAUUGGUUUGGAGUCCGUCCCCGGAUUCAACCUCCGCGCUCAAGUUGUUGGCCAUGGCGGUGCCUACGUCAAGCACAUCCAGCAGGAGACUCAGUGUCGCGUCCAGAUCAAAGGACGUGGUUCCGGGUAUCUGGAGGCAGCCACCAAUCGCGAGAGCGAUGAGGACAUGUAUCUUCACGUCGCCGGACCUGACCCUAAGAUGGUCGAGAAGGCCAAGGAGCUUUGCGAGGAUCUGAUUGCAAAUGUCAAGGAGCAGUACGAAGAGUUCAAGAGCAGACCUCCUCGUAGUUAUGGUGACCGCGGGGGCUACGGCGACCGCUCGCGGGGGCACGAUGGCGGCCAUGGCGGAUAUGGAGGCCACGGUCACGGUGGUGAUCGCGGCGACCGCGGCGGCUAUAACUCCGGAUACGGAGGCCACGGCGGCCAUGGUGGUCACGGUGGUCACGGCGGCGGCGGCGGCUAUGGCGGUCACAACUCUGGGCAAUCAGCAAGCCCUGCUCCUGCCGGCGGUUCUAACAGCCCUGCCGCCGGAGCCGACUACGCCGCACAGUACGCACAGUACUAUGGCAGUCAGGAUCCUUACGCUGCCUAUGGCGGAUACGCCGCCUACGUUCAAAUGUACCAGCAGUACUAUGCUGCUGCGCAAGCACAGCAGCAAGGCUCGCCCGCGCCCCCGGGAGCAGCGGCAUCCCCUCCGCCCCCGCCUCCCAGCGAGGCUGCUCCUCCUCCACCUCCUCCGAGCUCUGCCCCCCCUCCCCCUCCCUCAGGCGCGCCUCCGGGCACCGGAGGAGGUUACGGUGCUGUACCUCCCCCUCCCGGCCUCUAG
This is a messenger RNA of Colletotrichum fioriniae, 1527 nucleotides long. RefSeq lists its product as uncharacterized. NCBI's taxonomy places the organism in Eukaryota, Fungi, Ascomycota, Sordariomycetes, Glomerellales, Glomerellaceae. Gene Ontology annotation, molecular function: RNA binding. The record is from RefSeq and is a predicted model, not a curated record. Gene Ontology annotation, cellular component: nucleus.